This is a messenger RNA of Neofelis nebulosa (Clouded leopard), 3890 nucleotides long. It is a transcript of the gene LRRTM3, whose product is annotated as leucine rich repeat transmembrane neuronal 3. Gene Ontology annotation, molecular function: protein binding. Gene Ontology annotation, cellular component: plasma membrane. The coding region runs from base 565 to 2310 and encodes 581 amino acids. The transcript is spliced from 3 exons. NCBI's taxonomy places the organism in Eukaryota, Metazoa, Chordata, Mammalia, Carnivora, Felidae. The record is from RefSeq and is a predicted model, not a curated record.
CCAAAGCAACAGUCCGAGCAGCUUUCAGAAUGACAGUCUGCAGAAGUGAGCUGAGCGUGUGUGCGGUACGGGGCUCUCCUGCCUCCUGGGCUCCAACGCAGCUCUGUGGCUGAAGUGGGUGCUCACCACCAGAAUGCUGGGCUAUGGAAUACAGAUGUGGCAGCUCAGGUAGCCCCACGUUGCCGGGAGGAAUACAUCAUGCUUUCCGAUAAGAAGAAAUUGUAGAAGCCAGUUUUUGGUUUUUUUUUUUUUUAACGACCCCCCCCCAAAAAAAAAAAACUGUAAAGAUGCAAAAACGUAAUAUCCACGAAGAUCCUAUUACCUAGGAAGAUUUUGAUGUUUUGCUACAAAUGCGGUAUUGGAAUUUAUUUGUUCUUGGAGUGUUCUGCGUGGCUGGCAAAGAAUAAUGUUCCAAAAUCGGUCCAUCUCCCAAGGGGUCCAAUUUUUCUUCCUGGGUGUCAGCGAGCCCUGACUCACUACAGUGCAGCUGACAGGGGCUGUCAUGCAAGUGGCCCCUUAAGCCAAAGCAAAAGACCUAAGGACGACCUUUGAACAAUACAAAGGAUGGGUUUCAAUGUAAUUAGGCUACUGAGCGGAUCAGCUGUAGCACUGGUUAUAGCCCCCACUGUCUUACUGACAAUGCUUUCUUCUGCCGAACGAGGAUGCCCUAAGGGCUGUAGGUGUGAAGGCAAAAUGGUAUAUUGUGAAUCUCAGAAAUUACAGGAGAUACCCUCAAGUAUAUCUGCUGGUUGCUUAGGUUUGUCCCUUCGCUAUAACAGCCUUCAAAAACUUAAGUAUAAUCAAUUUAAAGGGCUCAACCAGCUCACCUGGCUGUACCUUGACCAUAACCAUAUCAGCAAUAUUGAUGAGAAUGCUUUUAAUGGAAUACGCAGACUCAAAGAGUUGAUUCUGAGUUCCAACAGAAUCUCCUAUUUUCUCAACAAUACCUUCAGACCUGUGACAAAUUUAAGGAACUUGGAUCUGUCCUAUAAUCAGCUGCAUUCUCUGGGAUCUGAACAGUUUCGGGGCUUGCGGAAGCUGCUGAGUUUACAUUUACGGUCUAACUCCCUGAGAACCAUCCCUGUGCGAAUAUUCCAAGACUGCCGCAAUCUGGAACUUUUGGACCUGGGAUAUAACCGGAUCCGAAGUUUAGCCAGGAAUGUCUUUGCUGGCAUGAUCAGACUCAAAGAACUUCACCUGGAGCACAAUCAAUUUUCUAAGCUCAACCUGGCCCUUUUUCCAAGGUUGGUGAGCCUUCAGAACCUUUACUUGCAGUGGAAUAAAAUCAGUGUCAUAGGACAGACCAUGUCCUGGACCUGGAGCUCGUUACAAAGGCUUGAUUUGUCAGGCAAUGAGAUUGAAGCUUUUAGUGGACCUAGUGUUUUCCAGUGUGUCCCAAAUCUGCAGCGCCUCAACCUGGAUUCCAAUAAGCUCACAUUUAUUGGUCAAGAGAUUUUGGAUUCUUGGAUAUCUCUCAAUGACAUCAGUCUUGCCGGGAAUAUAUGGGAAUGCAGCAGAAAUAUUUGCUCUCUGGUAAAUUGGCUGAAAAGUUUUAAAGGUCUGAGGGAGAAUACAAUUAUCUGUGCCAGUCCCAAAGAGCUGCAAGGAGUAAACGUGAUCGAUGCAGUGAAGAACUACAGCAUCUGUGGCAAAAGUACCACGGAGAGGUUUGAUCUGGCCAGGGCUCUCCCAAAGCCGACAUUUAAGCCUAAACUCCCCAGGCCGAAGCACGAGAGCAAACCCCCGCUGCCCCCCACGGUGGGAGCCACGGAGCCUGGCCCAGAGACUGAUGCUGACACUGAGCACAUCUCUUUCCAUAAAAUCAUCGCAGGGAGCGUGGCCCUUUUCCUGUCCGUGCUCGUCAUCCUGCUCGUUAUCUACGUGUCAUGGAAGCGGUACCCUGCGAGCAUGAAGCAGCUGCAGCAGCGCUCCCUCAUGCGAAGGCACAGGAAAAAGAAAAGACAGUCCCUAAAGCAAAUGACUCCCAGCACCCAGGAAUUUUAUGUAGAUUACAAACCCACCAACACGGAGACCAGCGAGAUGCUGCUGAAUGGGACGGGACCCUGCACCUAUAACAAAUCAGGCUCCAGGGAGUGUGAGAUACCUUUAUCAAUGAAUGUGUCAACCUUUCUGGCAUACGACCAGCCCACAAUAAGUUACUGUGGGGUGCAUCAUGAACUUCUCUCUCAUAAGUCCUUUGAAACGAAUGCACAGGAAGAUACGAUGGAAACACACCUAGAGACUGAGCUGGACCUGAGCACAAUCACAACAGCUGGCCAAAUCAGUGACCAUAAACAGCAGCUGACUUAACUGAGCUAAGCGGUAGCCAAGGGUUGCCACCAAACUUUGUAACCUCAAGGACAAAAAUGAGGAAGAUUUGUUCAUUGUGGACUCUCAAAACAAAACAAAACAAAAAUCCCCUGUCAAACAAAAGUCCAAGAUCUAUUCAUGAAAUAAAGAAGACAUGAAUUGUUUCAAGUCUACACUUUGUAAUUAGCUAAGUUGUGCAGUAUUUUUUUGACUUAAACAGAGUAUGACCCUGAAAACAGAAAAAGAAUCUUUUUUUUCAAAACUCAUCCUACCUACCUGUAAAAACUGUACAGAGCUAAUGUAUUUUUCAUAUUGUAAAGUUUCAAUUAUAGAAACAACUGAUAUGUACAGUACCAUAAUUUAAUUACAUUUUACUUUACAAACUUUACACAUUUCAGUUUCUAAGAUUUUAAAUUAACAAAAAUUUAUUUCUUGUGUUAUUCAGAGUUACUCAGUUUUGUAGGGACUGUUUUGUUACUGCUUUUGUGCCCAGAAACCUUUACUCUAAAAUUCUGUGCUGUGCGAAACAUGCACGAUUUUUAUCAUGCUUACUGCGUAGAAUUUUAUCUACUUGUUCCAGAAAUAAUACAUUAACCAAAAAGGAUUUAAUUGUUGAGACUUGUAAGAGGUUCUUCAAUUACAUAGGCAGGUUUUUCUUAUAAAUGAAAAAAAAAAAAAUCAAAGAUUUUUUUAACACUUCUUCUCAGACUUAACUGUUGCCUUGAAUUACAGCCUAGUUUCUAAGCAGUGACAUGUAAUGACAAAGAGGGAUAUUUUAACAACAUAUUUCUGAAUGAAUUGACUCAUUAUUUCAUUAUUUUGAGUAACCCAUUGUUAACGGUAGGGGGAAGCAUGGACAAAACAUCACUGGAAACAAAGGCUGUAACCACAGCAACAGACUUUGAUACACUUAAAAGGUGCAGCUGCCAGUGACAAAGAAAAACUUGUUACAUCUCAUUAUUUUCAGGCCAAGGUGGGAAGGAUAGAGCAUAAUAAUUGUACAGUAGCAAAUUUUCUCCUAAUUAACCCAAAGUGGUUUACCUAAAAAUAACCAUCAGUUAGUGCAAAAUGUGCCUGGUUUUUAAGACAACUUUUCAUUUAGAACUGCAAGGCUAUAUUUUGGGAACAUCUCAAAGGAACUUUGUGAAAAUUUUCACUUUGUGUGCUACAUCAAUUCUCUCCUGGAGAAGAACUCUAAACAUUGAUAGCUCAUUCAGUAUAGAUAUGAGCCAUGGUGGAGAACUUUAUAACACAAGUAAACUGUGAAUAUCUUUUAAUAUGUUCUAAAUUGUUUAUAUUGCCAUCCAUAAUGAGAUUUGCUUCUAAAUUAUCUGAAAAAUAACCCAGAGUAAUUUGAAGCCACCCCAGAUCAUAUAGUGAUUAUGUAAUUUGUAUUAUAAAGUUAAUUUAAGUGAAAUUAUGAAAACCUAACUUUUCAGAGGCUGAAAUAAUCAACUUGUUUCUGUUGUUUGCUUGACACAGGUUAUUGUUUGAAAAUGUUAUUUUAUCUAUGGUAUCCACACAUUCUUUUGUGUGUUUUUUAUUAUAAAACUACAAGUUUCAAUUGAAUUGCACUAGGA